Cuculus canorus (common cuckoo) is the source of this 3616-nucleotide messenger RNA. It is a transcript of the gene BCAN, whose product is annotated as brevican. Lineage: Eukaryota; Metazoa; Chordata; Aves; Cuculiformes; Cuculidae. The transcript is spliced from 14 exons. The record is from RefSeq and is a predicted model, not a curated record. Gene Ontology annotation, biological process: cell adhesion. Bases 286 to 3096 code for a protein of 936 amino acids. Gene Ontology annotation, molecular function: hyaluronic acid binding.
AAAUAUAAAAGGAGGAGGGAAAGGAGAAGGAAGGGGAGAAAAAAAAGAGUCGAGGACACGGGCACACACACAGAAGCCUCCUCUUUUCUCGAUGCCUGGUGGAGCUCGUUCCCAGCCCUCCUGCCAACCUGCUGCCGCCCGCUGCCUGCUCUGCCCCACAGAAGCCGCGGCUCAGCCCCACACCGGGGUCCUGGGCAAGGGGAGACCCUCCCGGUGCUGUCGUUCUCCUCGUUUCCUUCACCGCGAAGAAGAAGAGCGACGGUGCACCCCGAGCGAGGGCAGAGGAUGGCCUCAGCCCUCCCGCUGCUGCUCCUCUGGUUGUUUGUCCCCACGGUGGUCCCGGAGGUGUUUGGCCUCGCAGAUGGCACAGAGGACCUCAAGGCUCUGCAGGUCUCCAUCCCACGUCACCCGGCUCUCGAUGCCGUGCUGGCAGGCGACAUCACCAUCCCCUGCCUCAUCAACUACCUCGGUGCCCAGCCCACCGCGGGUCCAGCCGGACGCCGGGCGGUCCUGGGAACCCCCCGGGUCAAGUGGACGUUCAUCUCUGAGGGCAGGGAGGUGGAGAUCUUGGUAGCCCGGGGGGAUAGGGUGAAGGUGAGCGAAGAGUAUCGCUUCCGUGCCUCCUUGCCCAUCUUCCACCAGCGCUACACCAACGCCUCCCUGCUGCUCACCGAGCUGCGGCCCAAUGACUCGGGGAUCUAUCGCUGCGACGUGCAGCACGGCAUCGAGGACGGCCACGACAUCCUCUACGUCAAAGUCAAAGGGGUGGUGUUUCACUACCGGGAGGGCUCCACGCGCUACGCCUACACCUUCGCCGAGGCGCAGGAAGCUUGUGCCAGGAUCGGUGCUCGCAUCGCCACUCCCGAGCAACUCUACGCUGCCUACCUCGGCGGCUACGAGCAGUGUGAUGCCGGCUGGAUCGCCGACCAGACCGUCAGGUACCCCAUCCACACACCCCGAGAGGCCUGUUACGGAGACAUGAACGGCUUCCCCGGGGUGAGGAACUACGGGGUGGUGGAUCCAGAGGACAUGUACGACGUGUACUGCUACGCCGAGGACCUCCCAGGGGAGAUAUUUUUGGAGACAGCCCCAGACAAAUUCACGCUGGAGGAGGCGGCUGCGCGGUGCCAGGCGCUGGGUGCAGAGUUGGCGAGCACAGGGCAGCUCUACGCGGCUUGGAGCGUGGGGCUGGAUGCGUGCAGCCCCGGCUGGCUGGCCGACGGCAGCGUCCGCUACCCCAUCGUCACCCCUCGGGAACGCUGCGGCGGAGCUCUGCCGGGCGUCAAAACCAUCUUCCUCUUCCGCAACCAGACGGGAUUCCCCGAUGCCCAGAGCAGAUACGAUGCGUAUUGCUUUCGAGAAGGGACAAACUCUUUCCCUGAGGCUGCAGGAAAAUACCAAGCCCGAGAGCCCGAGGGCCUCCAGGAGAUUGUUACAGUGGCAGAAAAGCUGGAGGAGCUGCAGCUGCCCAAAGCGCAAGUGGAGAUUGAGUCGCGAGGGGCUAUAUACGCCGUCCCUUUCUUUGAGGACGCUGACUUGGAAAAGCCGAGCCCGUCCCCCGAAGACGGACCAGGGCCAGGGGCCCGGCACCCCCCGCUAGAUACCUCCGUGUCCUCAGAGGAGGAACAGGGAGCGGCGCUGGGCAGCACGUCGGUGGAGAGCCCGGGCGGAGGGCGAGACCCCGUGGAGCCGGAUGGAGCCGCCGGCACGCAGACGCUCUCCACGGCCCAACGGGAGGGAUCCCCGGGUGCCCCAUCCUCAGCAGAAGGUGACACACCACCUCCCGAGGGCAUUCCUCAGCCACCCAGCCCCACCAUCCCCACGUGCCGCCCCGACCGCCCGUUGGACGCCGUGGGGCGGCCGUCACGCACUGCCAGCCCUGGGCCACCCGGGCAGAAGGUGACGACGCCAACCAGUGCCACUUCUGCCACCUCGACAGAUAGCCGAGAGCCCGGUGGGACCCCCCGGCGCGGCCACGAGUCUGACGGGGCGAGCAGCCCUGUGGCCACCGCUGAAGAUGCUGAGCUCUCGGGAGAUGUAGGGGAAAGCCCCGGGGUGUCCCCGUUGCCCCCCGCGCCAUCGCAGCCGCAGGAGGAGGCAGAGGAGCAGUCGGGGUCCCUGUGGGUCCCCUCGCCCGUGGCCCCGGGGGAUGGGAGCAGCGUCCCGGCGGUGACCCCAUGGCACACAGAGCUCGCCAGCAGCAGCGCGGUGGGUGCAGGAGGCGAGGAGGCUGUGCCACAACCCGCGGGCACUGAACACACGAUUCCGGCUGCUUCUUCGGAAGAGGAGGAAGAGAAGGAAGAGGAGGAGGAGGAAGAGAAGGAGGAUGAACAACCCGCUCCCUCUGUUGCAACCGUGGAGGGGUUCCUCGCAACCAUUCCCGGAGAACCAGGUGGCUGCAUCCCCAACCCCUGCCUGAACGGAGGGACCUGCAUGGAGAACGGCUCCCACCUCGCCUGCCUGUGCCUGCCCGGCUACGGAGGCAGCAGCUGUGAAAGACCGCUGGAGAAGUGCAGCCCCGGCUGGGAGAACUUCCAAGGAGCCUGCUACAAGUAUUUCUCCACCCGGAGGAGCUGGGAGGAUGCAGAGAGCCAGUGCAGGUAUUAUGGGGGGCACCUGGCCACCAUCCUGACCCCUGAAGAGCAGGACUUCAUCAACGACCAGUACAGGGAGUACCAGUGGAUCGGCUUGAACGACCGGACCAUCGAAGGGGAUUUCCAGUGGUCCGAUGGGAGUCCUUUGCUCUACGAGAACUGGCACCCCGGGCAGCCCGACAGCUAUUUUCUCUCUGGGGAGAACUGCGUGGUCAUCGUGUGGCACGACGGGGGGCAAUGGAGCGAUGUGCCCUGCAACUACCACCUCUCCUAUACUUGCAAAAUGGGGCUGGUGCAUUGUGGGCCCCCCCCAAACGUGAGCAACGCCCGCGCCUUCGGCAAACCAAAGCAGCGCUAUGAGAUCGGCUCCAUCACGCGGUACCAGUGCCGUCUCGGCUUCAUCCAGCGCCGCUCGCCCAUCAUCCGGUGCCAAGAGGAUGGGACGUGGGAGCCCCCCCAGCUGCUCUGCCGCCCCGGCCUGGCUCAGCCCCCCGAGGACUGAGUUAGUCCCCAAGACAGAAGCCACCACCUCCUUGGACCCCGGAGCUGGCGUGGAUGGAGAUGGCACCGGGACGAAACCUCUCUGUUGGGCGUCUGCCUCCUUGUUUGUUUUAUAUCUGUACAAAGAAACCCUAAAAACUAAAUAACUCCUUUUCCCUGAACAGGAACCGACUACGACCCAAACUGUAGCGCAAGGAGGGGGUUUUAUUCCUGGAGUCGCAACCGAAUCAAAAUCUGGGGGCAAUCAUGGGUGGGUGAUGGCAUUGACCAAGGUCACAUCCAGCUUUCUUCCACCUCUAGCGCAACUGUCCUCAUGCCGUGACACCUUGGUGUGGGGUGACGUGGGGACAGCCAAGGUGUGCUGCAGCUCAGCCCCCAUCCUGGGGUGCAGGGAGGGGGUUUGCACUCCCCAGGAAGGGCAGAAGCUGCUGCUGCACGUUUGGAGUGGGUACGCGUCGCCCAAACCCCGACUCUGUGCUCCUGUGGGUAUUAAAUCCAAUCGAAGGAUGGUGCAGAGCGGU